This is a messenger RNA of Erythranthe guttata (spotted monkey flower), 1873 nucleotides long. RefSeq names its product dihydrolipoyllysine-residue succinyltransferase component of 2-oxoglutarate dehydrogenase complex 1, mitochondrial. Gene Ontology annotation, molecular function: dihydrolipoyllysine-residue succinyltransferase activity. Gene Ontology annotation, cellular component: mitochondrion; oxoglutarate dehydrogenase complex. Gene Ontology annotation, biological process: tricarboxylic acid cycle. The record is from RefSeq and is a predicted model, not a curated record. Lineage: Eukaryota; Viridiplantae; Streptophyta; Magnoliopsida; Lamiales; Phrymaceae.
ACGUGGUUUCAUUCUUCAUUCCUUCAAAUUCAAUUUUGGAAAGAUUCGCAAGCAUCUUACAACCAGCUCCGAAUUGUGCUUCACUAUUUCCACCUUCACACUUCCCUUCCCCUUCAAGCAUCACAUUCUCAAACCCUAGUGGUAGGAGAUCGAAAGCGUGAUGCUGGGUGUUUUAAGGCGGAAAGCUGCAUCAUCUGCUUCGUUAUGCGUUUUUGGAAUUAGGUGUAUGGGAAAUCAUUGUAUAAUCUCAGGCCUGCAGUAUGUGCACAAUCAACUUUCUCUGCUUCGGAAGAGGAGAUCAUGCACUACACCAGGGUAUUUGCCAACGUCAGAACUUUCUCUCAUAGUCCUCGGGCUGGAAGCAUGGCAACUUUGAUCCCAAAAAGAGAAGUUUUAGCCAGUCUUCAGCAAAAUGUCUGCAUGCAGAUGUGGAGCAGGUCAUUCUCUUCCAGUGGUGAAGGUGAUCUUGUUGAAGCUGUUGUUCCUUAUAUGGGUGAAUCGAUAAGUGAUGGCACAUUAGCAGCCUUCUUGAAAAAACCUGGAGAUAGAGUCGAAAUUGACGAGCCAAUCGCUCAGAUUGAAACUGACAAGGUCACCAUUGAUGUCAAUAGUCCUGAAGCAGGUGUAAUUCAGGAGUUUAUUGCUAAGGAAGGGGACACUGUGGAACCUGGCACCAAGGUUGCUAUCAUAUCAAAAUCCGGGGAAGGUGUUACUCAUGUUGCACCAUCUGAUGAGAAACCACCUCGAAAAACUGCCCCACCACCACCUCCUGCUGAAGAGAAAAAGGAGGAGCCAAGUCCUAAAGUCGAAACCACCCCUGUUACAGAAAGACCUAAAGGAAGUCAUUUCCCUCCUCCCAAAACCUCAGAUACAGAGCUGCAUCUUCCCCCUAAAGAAAGGGAAAGACGUGUGCCUAUGACGAGGCUCAGAAAACGAGUUGCCACACGAUUGAAGGAUUCUCAGAACACAUUUGCAUUGCUGACAACAUUUAAUGAAGUUGAUAUGACUAAUUUGAUGAAACUCCGUUCUGAUUACAAGGAUGCAUUUGUUAAAAAACAUGGAGUGAAGCUGGGAUUAAUGUCGGGAUUUGUAAAAGCGGCUGUCAGUGCUUUACAGAAGCAGCCAAUAGUGAACGCCGUCAUCGACGGAGAUGACAUCAUCUACCGAGACUACAUAGACAUCAGCAUAGCUGUCGGCACCCCCAAGGGCCUCGUCGUACCAGUUCUACGCCAUGCCGAAAAUUUGAAUUUCGCCGAAGUCGAAAAGGAAAUCAACUCUCUUGCUAAGAAAGCCAGUGACGGCACUAUCUCAAUCGAUGAAAUGGCUGGCGGAACUUUUACAAUAUCCAACGGUGGUGUAUAUGGAAGUCUUCUGAGCACCCCCAUUAUCAACCCUCCUCAGUCUGCUAUUUUGGGGAUGCACUCGAUAGUGAGCCGGCCUAUGGUGGUUGGAGGUAAUGUAGUUGCUAGGCCAAUGAUGUAUAUUGCACUGACGUAUGACCAUAGGCUGAUUGACGGGAGAGAGGCGGUUUUCUUUCUGAGACGAAUCAAAGACGUGGUCGAAGAUCCUCGUAGAUUGCUCUUGGAUGUUUGAAUAUACUGCAAGCUUUAUUGGUGCCUUACGAGUUAGUAUUGUAGAUGCUACACCGUGUGAAAUACACACCAGAUAGAAAAUAAUUAUACAUCUACACUUUACACACGUGUAUAUAUGUGUGAAUGCAUAAAUUGAACCCCUGAGUUGACUCAUUCGCCGAGUUUUGGUGGUCGGAAUAAAUGGACAUUAUUGAAAACUUGGUGGUGUUUAUUUAUGUGAACUGAAGCUGCUGGCCGAAUUUGAAACAGUAUCUCCUCAAUCCAUGGAUUAUUUUUAUUUU